Messenger RNA from Solea senegalensis (Senegalese sole), 2705 nucleotides. RefSeq names its product solute carrier family 25 member 44a (gene slc25a44a). Gene Ontology annotation, biological process: branched-chain amino acid catabolic process; transmembrane transport. The coding region runs from base 443 to 1396 and encodes 317 amino acids. The transcript has 4 exons. The record is from RefSeq and is a predicted model, not a curated record. Gene Ontology annotation, molecular function: branched-chain amino acid transmembrane transporter activity. Lineage: Eukaryota; Metazoa; Chordata; Actinopteri; Pleuronectiformes; Soleidae. Gene Ontology annotation, cellular component: mitochondrion.
CAGACAGUUGACAGUUGUUACUUGUUCAUUGGUCAUGCGCUAUGCUUUUCCGAUGCCUACGUUUUGCGUCUGGUCGUGAACGCACCAUUGAGGUCAAACCUCUACCAAGGUAAAUAACAAAGCGCGAGGCCAAGAGAAAACAACGCUCACGUGACGUUAUUUGCAUCCGAGUAAAGAUUGUGUUUCUCAAAAAGUGAUACUACUCAGCUGCUGAGGACCACCCCGCCCUAACCUUUAACAUUCGACGGUGUCUGUUCUUCGCAGCAGUAAUGUACGGAAGUUGUGACCCUCCUUGUAGCAGCAGAGCUGAUCGUUUGAGUUCCACACAGCAGCCCGGCGUAGCUUUUGAUGGUGGUGAACCAGAGCCACAUGUCUUCUAAAGGGUAUGGUGGCUGUUGGAUGGUUGAUAACUGUGGACUCGUGGCUCUAGGGGCACAACACCAUGCAGCAGAAAGGUCCGAUCCGAAUUAUAGAAUGGGAGGACCUGGACAAAAAGAAGUUCUACUCCCUUGGUGUUUUCAUGACUUUAACCACCCGUGCAACGGUCUACCCGGCAAGCCUCAUCCGCACUCGACUCCAGGUGCAGAAAGGAAAGGCCCUUUACUCUGGCACCUUUGAUGCUUUCUGCAAGAUCCUGCGGUCAGAGGGUGUGUGGGGCUUGUACCGUGGAUUUAUGAUCAAUACCUUCACUCUAAUCUCAGGACAGGCUUAUAUCACGACCUAUGAACUGGUGCGGAAGUAUGUGUCCCAGUACACGCCCAGCAACACAGUGAAGUCAUUGGUGGCUGGAGGAGCAGCAUCCUUAGUGGCACAGACCAUCACUGUGCCCAUAGACGUGGUGUCCCAGCAGCUGAUGAUGCAAGGACAAGGGGAACAUCUAACUCGCUUCAAGGUCAAACCCAAGAUGAUGCUCGCUGCAACCAAGCGCAAACCCACUUUCGGCCAAACGCGAGACAUUACUGUGCAAAUAUUUGCGGCCGAUGGAUUCAGGGGAUUUUACAGGGGCUAUGUUGCAUCACUGCUUACAUAUAUUCCCAACAGUGCACUGUGGUGGCCUUUUUAUCAUUUUUAUGCAGAACAGCUGUCUUUGCUGGCACCGAGUGCGUGCCCCCAUCUGAUUCUACAGGCAUUGGCAGGACCAAUGGCAGCAGCAACUGCCUCAACUAUCACCAACCCCAUGGAUGUUGUUCGAGCAAGAGUACAGGUGGAGGGACGAUCGUCUGUUAUUGAGACGUUUAAGCAGCUGCUGGCAGAGGAGGGUGCCUAUGGGAUGACCAAGGGGCUGUCAGCCCGCAUCAUUUCUUCCACGCCCACGUCGGUGCUUAUUGUAGUGGGAUACGAGACUCUGAAGAGACUGAGCCUACGAGCUGAUCUGGUCGAGUCACGACACUGGUGAAAGGCCACAUGGGAUCAGAUCAAGCUUGCACCAGGCUUCACCUCAGGAGAUAAAGACCCAUAUCUGAUUUCAUUCCCAUGGUAACUGGUCUACUAUGCAGAUGCUACCACAGGCCUUCCAGACUGUAAUAUUAUAAUGCAUAUAUAUGGUGAUGUUUGUCUUUAAGUGGUUUUGAGAGUUGUACAACCUGGUGGUGUGGAAUAUUUUAUCAAAACUAUUAAUGUGAAAUCUUGACUUUGACUCAUAACUAAAUUCACAAUUUAAAACAAACCCUUAGCCCAACAGUGCUCCUUUAUGGCAUAUUUUAAAAGCAAGGUACAAGUGUUUUUAGAUCCAUCAAGUUUAGUCUUUCACUGUGCACCAGGCAGCCUCUGCUGCUUGUGAAUUUGUAAAAUGGAGCCACUGAUAUAUGGGCAUUGAAGGAGGGUAUGUAUUUUUAGGCCAUUGGUAAAGUUUGCCUAAUGAGAUUUCAAUAUGCCAAAAUGCAGAUGGCUUGUUUUUACCUUAAUUAGCACAAGAAAGCAGAAGGCAGUGUGACAUGUGCAAAUGCAUUCAGUGCAAGAAAAUCACUGCUUUGUUUAGGCCUAAAUGAUAAGAUGUUUAAUUACAACACCAUUAUAUCACAUGAAAGAGGUUCGUGUGAAACUCAAUCUCGAUUUCCUUAAGUAUCUUUAAAGUCGGCUUCUGUUUAUUUACAGGAGAAAUGGUACAUUUGUUGAUGUAGAGCUUUGUGAAACCAGGCCACAGUGUUGUGUAUUUUGACGUUAAGUCUGUGUUCGAUGUCACAUUUGCAGUUUGUGAAGUCAGUGGUUUGGAUUAAGCAAAGAGCAGCUUGAUGGAAAAAAAGAUGCUGCUGCAGAAGACAUGAUCAUAAAUGUUACAGACCUUUAGACAUCAGCAGAAAAGUGGGGAUUCAGAUUUUCCUCAUCACACCCGCUAAUGUCGGUGUGAAUUAUUUAUGCUGGUUGACUGAGGGUUCACAUCUGUUACUUUUUGGUCACAGGAUGAAAUGUUUAACUUUAGUGAACUUUAGAUGUUGCCUUCACAUUUCUCUAUACUAUUCAAUGUGGGUCAGUGUGGCUGCCAUUCAACUGUUACUGCCAAAUAACUUUAGGUUUUUUUCACUACACUGUAAACUUUUUUGGUUUGCAAAUGUUUAACAUGUACAACAGUGUUUAAAUGAAUUAACUCAUCACUCCUUAAAAGUUCUGAACAGGAAAUCACAUGCACCAUUUUCUCGUGGAAGAAGUGCAACAAAUUAGGUAUUUGUGAAUAUUUGAUUAAGAGUAAUAAAGAAUUCUGAAUCAAA